AUGUGGACCUGUGCGGACCCAUUGGACGAACCGAUGGACAGAAUGUCUGUUGAGUCCAAUAUAAGGCGUUCGUCACCAAUGAAGAGGUCGACGAUGUUAUUGAAUAAACUGAUGCACGCCUUGCAUAAGGCGCUCGACAAUGAGAAUGAAGAGGUGGACAAAGACACACCCGAUCCCGAUAUAGUGCCAGUAGUUGUCGACAACUAUCCAAUGGAUUUACACCGAAGAGGCGAAGAUAGGAUGACUCGCUAUUGGCGCUGCUAUUUCAAUGCCGUCUCUUGUUUUUAAUGUUUCGGGCCAUCCGUCGGACAUAUACUCUAUUAUUCCCAUUAUUUUCAUUAUCAAAACUAAUUUUAGUCUAAUUUCCU
This is a messenger RNA of Medioppia subpectinata, 368 nucleotides long. Lineage: Eukaryota; Metazoa; Arthropoda; Arachnida; Sarcoptiformes; Oppiidae. The record is from the annotation of a GenBank genome assembly.